AUGGCGAUAUUAUUGAGGAGGCUUUCAAGGCAAUUCUUUGCUGUUCAUUUGAAGUUUUUGCCAACAGUUAGUCGGUAUUCAGAUAACAUUAUUGACAGACCUGAUAUGGGUCCACCAAUACCGCCAUAUCAGAAAAGACAAGGUGAAACAACUGAUGUUAAGAAAGCAAGAUUGCUCUAUCAAAGCAGGAAAAGAGGAAUGUUAGAAAAUGGCUUGUUGUUAAGUACAUUCGCGGAAGGAUUCCUGACAACGUCUAAUGAAAAGUUAUUAGAUCAGUACGACACUCUGAUAAAUGAACCGACAAACGAUUGGGAUAUUUACUACUGGAUGACUGGGGUUAAAGAAACACCUGAAAAGUAUGAAAAUGAGGUGAUGAAGAUGUUGAAAAAACACGCGCAAAAUGAACAUAUGGAAGAAAGAAUUCGACAACCCGAUCUAAAAUUUUAGUUUUGCAGUCAGCAGUAAUCGUAUAGUGUGGUAACAGACAUUGCUGUGCAAUUGGGUGUAAAGAGAUUUGCGUAUAAAUAUCGGAAUGUAGCAGUUAAAUCUUUAAAACACGGGAUAUUAUGUAUUUGCUCCAGUAGGCAUGGUCAAAGCACUAAUAAAUAGCUGUGGCGUUUCCCCAUCGUGCGGCCACUUGGCUGAGAAGUGGAUAUGUAAAAACGCCGUGCAUAAUUCUUCCGGUUUGCGGCAUAUUGUUAUUAUACCUGCACAUCUGUAUAAAAAUGCAUCCUACUACUAAAUUAUAUUCGUUGUGCAAAGUUC
Messenger RNA from Dendronephthya gigantea, 765 nucleotides. RefSeq names its product succinate dehydrogenase assembly factor 2, mitochondrial-like. Lineage: Eukaryota; Metazoa; Cnidaria; Anthozoa; Malacalcyonacea; Nephtheidae. The transcript is spliced from 3 exons. Gene Ontology annotation, cellular component: mitochondrion. Gene Ontology annotation, biological process: protein-FAD linkage; mitochondrial electron transport, succinate to ubiquinone; mitochondrial respiratory chain complex II assembly. The record is from RefSeq and is a predicted model, not a curated record. The coding region runs from base 1 to 447 and encodes 148 amino acids.